UCAUGGUGAGUUCUGGCACCUCUUUUUCUAGAAAAAUAUCACUGUCCGGAACCAUUUUCAGAUAUAAAAAAUAAAGAAGUCCCCACGCUCAGGCUUACAAUUUACACCACAGAAAAGGGAUUGGGGUGAGGAGGGGAGAAAGCAAACUCAGCCACUCUGGUUAAUGAUUUCAGAACAUGCAGCAAAUCACUCAGACCACGCAUGAAGCUGUUAAUCAUACAUUACUGGUUGAUGAAACUAUUGUUAGUGUAUGCAACUUCCUCUGGUUUUCUUAUGUUUAAAUAAAUAAAUAGCUUUUAUAGAUGUAGAACCAAUUUAUAACUUCCUUUUUUUCUUUUUGCGUGAGCACUGCCUUGGGAAGCUGACGUCUUCCAUCCAUGAUAGGCUGACCAUUCAUUGUACUGACCAGUUUACUUUUCUCUGCCAGGUACCUGCAAACCUUAUGUCAUUUGAAUAACGUGCUCCAGUAUGUGAUGUGACUUCAAGUGCCAAACUGCAGGAUGGGAAAAUCAUUCCCACAGGAAAAUGGAGGAAGGGGACUCUAGAGUGAGCCAGCUGUCUGUAACAGUGACUUCAGCACUUUUCUUAUAUAACUUGAAAGUAAUUAUGACACAGCUUCUAAAAGCAGAAAGUGAAUGUUGUCCUUAGGACAGGAUCUAACUCAAUGCACUGAUGAGAGAGGUGAUUUAGACUGAUUGAAGAUACAACCUGCUUAGUGCAGGAUCCUUGACUUUAGCUUUGUGGUCACAGACUACCGUGGAUUUCUGUUCUGCCACAAACUGUGCAUCACAUCUUCUGCGGAUUUUUUUUUUUAUCUGCUCUUUUUAUUGUUGAGCUGCUUUAUGUGACUGAAGAACAUUUAGCCCAUGUUGGGUUUUCAAUUAUUUCUAAUGCACAAAAUGAUGACAGUGUUAACUUUGCUGCAAAGUGUCAAUUAGAAUAGGACAUUGUGGAACAACGUUUUUAUAACCUUAAGUGCACUGAGUUGCUUGGCAAUGUGGCUGCCUCAGAUUUUGUAUCAAACAUAGGGACAAACCAAUGUUCAUACCUGAGCUAUUUGAGAAAUGUGUAUUUUGGCACAAGAUAAACCACCUUCAAUUUAGUGUUUGUUUCUUGUAAUUGGUUGUGCUGCUUUGUUUUAAUUAACUACAGGUGCCCAGGCAAAUGAAGGGUCUCUUGCUGCUGAAAAAUCAGUUGGUGUUAACGCUCCUCCUGGGUUCUUUCACUCCAAAAAGAAAUAUUUGCCUUAAAUUAUUUGUUUUUCUUUUUACUGUGGGUGCUAUUCAUCAAAAAUGUCUAGCUGUGUGUCACCUGCCCCCGGGUCUUCUGGGGCACAGGGCAUCUGCUCGAUCAGUUAAGUUGCAAGAGCAUUCCUGCCUUGGGAUGAGGGGUUACACCCUCUCCCUUUCUCUGGGGGUGGGGGGCAGUUGCCAGUAUAUCCUUCCUGAGCCCACCUUUUUUGAUACUUCACAUACCUUUCUUUCACAGAAAAUCAGUGUUAAGGCUGUAUUCAGCAAGGAAAGAAUACAUUGAUUAUCUCCCUUUCCCUCAUUUCCUAACAUAUGAAUAGCAGUCAGUAAGCACUCAGCCACUAAACAUCUGCAAGACUACAACUGAGUGGUACAGCUUUUAAUAAAUAUGGGAAGCCAUUUCGGAUUAACAGAACUCUGCAUCUGAAGAAAGCUCUGGCAAGGGCAUGCUGUCUAUUGAUCUAAUUGGAUAUUGUUAAUCUUUUAUUUUAAAUAAUUUCCUUUAAUGUUCAGUGUCUGUUGACUGUAUUGUUUUUAAAUGUUAUGUUGUAUGCUUGUGUCAUGGAUCUAAGACUGAAAUUCAGUAUGAAACUGGCUGUCAAAGAGAACCUAGUUACUGAAUCUAGUAAGCUACCCAAAAGGGGCGAUAGGCAAUUUUACAGCAAGAUGUAUCCCCAAACACCCUUUUUACAGUUGGGAGCUGCACAGCUGGCUUUCUUGCCAAUCCAAAAGCUAAAUUCAUGAGAGUGAGGUAGUUGUAAUAGGAUAUCUAUAGGUCUAUCAACAAACUCUUAUCAUCGGCCAAUGAAUGGAAUUCUCUUUUCAGGCAUCACCAUCUCAUAAUGUGUUGGGAUACAAUUUUGAAGGGUUCUCUUGUACAGAGAGAUGGAGUUUACAUGUUUGGAUUGUUUUUUCAAGAAGAACAUUUAUCUGGAUUUGCCAUCAAAAGCAAAGGUGUAUGAUUUUGUAACUUCUCUGCAUAUAUGUGCUGAUAAUAUCCCACCUACCUGCAGGAUGCAGAAAGAGACACAUCUUGCCAGCUGAAUGAUGGUUAUCAAAAGUCUGAUCUCCAAACCUCCUACUUAAUGCUGAAAAGCCAACACCAUCCUUUUAUACUAAAUAAUUAGCCUCAUCCAGGCAUGUACUCAAGUUUUAAAUGUCCGUAUUUAAGCCAGAAACUCAUUACAAAACCAUGGAUAACAUUAUCAUCACUUCUACAGUUGUAUUAAAUCAAAGGACCUUGCCGUUGACAGCCCAGCCUGAAUUUUAUCCUUUGUAACUUCCAAGGAUGCCAAAAAUGCAAGGAGCACCCACCUGACGCAGGGAAACUAAUAAAUGGUUAAAAGGACUAGGCCUUCUCAUGCUGCCAAAGACCAAAUGCUAUAGAAAGGGAAUUAUGACAUGCAUAAUUUAGUGACUCCAUUGUCAACGAAUGGCUUAAGGAAAAACAGUGGUGUUUGGGUUGCCUACCAAUCAAAUAAUUGGAUGGAGAAGAACAAUCUGUAUGGUAAUUUUUACCUCAGUCCCUUAGGGGUUAAAAUAUGCAUUGGUUAGAAUACAAACUGUAGCUCUUUCGUCAAAACAUAUUUGAAGCAAAAUAAAUUUGAACUGCUCAGAAUAAGUUCCAAGACCUAGUUAUAUAAUGAUUCAUCAGUAAUCCAGGUGCUCACAGUUAGUCAGAAGAGCAACAUUUAAACCUAAAUAAUAAAUGCUUACACUUACUGGCUUGUUCAUAAGUCAGUGUGAACCACAAACUGAAAUUACAGUGGCUACAUCCAAAAACCAUACACUACUGAAGGCAAAGGGAGUUUAUUAGAUGCCUCUGAGUGGACAGAAACAGCUGUCAACCAUGAAGGCUGGAAAACUAGGUAAAUUAUGAGGAAAUAAGUCCCAUUGAAUCUAGUGGGCCUUCUAAGUAAGAAUGUGUGGUAUUUGGCUGCAAAACUCUUUCAGAACAAACACUUACAGAAAGCAGAUCUGUAUUUUGCUUUAUAUUUUACUUACUGGAUAAACAAGGGAAAAUAUUUUGGCUUGUGAAGAAUCCCCACAUCACAAGAAAAAUGCCUCCCAAAUCUCAUCAGCUUCCACCCUUUUACAUCAAGCACCUCAAUCCAAAGGAAUUUGGAUCAGAAAUCAGCACAGUCCUUGAUAAUGACAUUGCAUUAAUGAAAAUAACACUUGUCAUGGUGACACCCAUGAGAGGGGAAAUCUCCUUUUGUAAUGAAUGAAACUUGCAUGCAUCUGUAGAGGGGGGAAAUCUCUUGGAAUUAAGCUACUUGAAAGUCCCUCUGCAAAUCUGCAUUUGGAAUGUUUUGUUUUUGUUUUUAAGAAAAGAAAGCAAGAACCAGUGAUGCAAAUGGCUGGCCAUGAUUUUGAUUUGUUGUAUAUGGACAUGGAAAGUUGUACAAUAAUGAGUUGUGUGAUAAUGGUGAUAUGAUGCAGUAUUCAGCAAUAUAAGCAUCUUUGCUGCAGUGUUUUGAGAAGAUGAAAUAAACGAGUGUUAGUACAGUAUAUGGAAAUUGUUAUUAGCAUAAUCCACAUUUAAAUGGUUCUUGUCCUAUAAAAGCAUGAAGCUCUACUUAGCUACUGAUUUUUGUGUGUGUGCACCUUUUACUGUGAAUUCAAGUGAUGCAUAUUGGUACUAUUUAAAAUACCACCUCCCUCAAAGCAUAUCACAAAAACUGUGCCCUGGCGUGUGUGUGUGUGUGUGUGUGUGUGUGUGUGUGCGUGUAAAAAUACACACAAACUCACACUCAGCUCUUGUGCUUGAAAACAGUUCAAAUAAUUUCAAUGGUGGCAACAGAUCCACGUGUGCAAAGGCAAAUUGGCUUUGUCCUUUGAAAUAAAUAGUGGUGCUGGUGCAGGUGAGAUAACCCCAUACUGCACAUCAGUAUUCCUAUGCCCAGAACAGAUUACUGGAUCAGGUCCUAGUGAACAGUGAUAAUUGUACAAAGCUAGUCUUUUUGUUCAGCUAUUCUGCAAAAGGGUCCCUAUCAAAUUAUUUUCAGGAUGACUGUUAAUGAUUUGUUUAGCUGUAUUGAGCAAUAUUAUUUAUUAUUAAUUUAUUAACGUGUAUGUAAUUUAAAAGUAAACUUAGUGCCAAAAUGCAUGUUUUUCCAAUUAGCACUCAGUCAAGGUAUAGACAAUAGUAUUCAAUUUUUGACCCAUUUGUCACAUUGUGAUGUAAACCAAUUUCUAUAUUUCAAUUUGUUUCUUGUGAGAACUGUUGCACUAUUUUAUUUUGUUUUUACUUUUAGCUGUAUUCCAGCAGCCCACUGCAUGCCAUUUGUGUAAGGCCUCUUUCUAAAAAAUCUUGUGAAUUGUCUCUCAUAAUAACCACUGAACUUUUAACUCUUGUGUGGGAGUCUUUUAGGUUUUUGGCACAGUAUUUUGUUACCUCAGUCUUCUAUCAGGUUGCUGUAUUUUUCAGCUUGUUACAUUGAUGAUAAUUGUUUCACUAAUUAAAAACUUUAAUGUAAAAAUAAAAUAUAGUUUUCUUUCUUUAGCACAUAUUUUACACGCAUGGUUUAUAACUGCUUUUUGACCCAAAGGCCCCCAAAGCUAUGAACAUAUUAAUAUAAAAGAAAAAUGCAAUUAAUAUAAAAUAGCAGAUCACAAUUACACUGGUUGUGCAUUUGUCAACAGCAGCCAUGCUGUCACUUAACAUGCAGCUCCCCAGCAUUCCACCUUUCGCUUGGGAGCCAGGUUAACUAACACACAUACACCCCUUGCCCAGCUCAUCCAAUCUCUCACAUCCACAAGCAGUCAUCCAGCAGCAGUACCCUCAUCCUCAUCACCCCCCCCCCAAAGUAGUAACACAAAGGCAUGAUUUCCACUAGCAGCUACUCACAUGCAAUAGGUUGUUGUUUACCAGGUGCAGAUAAAAAAGUCUGGGGAGGCCUAGUUAGCACUGUCAGGCUCUUACCAAGGCCCACAUUCCUAAAGGAGAUGUUUGCUGAUCAAGAACUUUCGGGCCCUGCUGCUUUCCCCCCUUGAUGUUGCUGCCCUCAAUGAGUGUACAACUAACUACAUUAAGUGAGGAUACAGAGCAGCACGCCCAACUUGCUUUGCACUCCCCCUCCUAGUUGCUGAGUGGAUUGGGCGGAAAGUGGGGAAGCAAAUGGGCAGCAGUGGCAGGGUUAAAGAAGAGACGGCCCCGAUUCAGAGACAGUUGGUCCACUUGCCCAAGAGUUUCCAAAACCUAAAAACUUUGCAGAAUUGGUGUUCUUGAGGAUUUCAACUUAAGAAAAAACAAGAAGUUUUUUAAAAAUAAAAGGCUUCUAUCCUUUGUGAUAUCAGUGAAAUUUAUAUUUGAAACUGCAAUGGGUAUUGGCAGAAGCCUCCAGGGUUCAGAAAGUUGAAUUUGUUUCUGUUGAGGUUCUGAAGAAUAAAAGACAAUUCCAUAAAGCCUGACAAGAACAAAAUAUAAAUAAAACUAGGAAAUGUUGGAGGAAAAUAAUCAGGCAAAAGCUGCUAAGACUUUCAUCAAGCUGUUCACACAAAUUUGCUGGCAUUUUAUAGUUAAUUCUCUACAUCAUGGGUAGGCAAACUAAGGCCCGGAGGCCAGAUCCGGCCCAAUCACCUUCUAAAUCCUGCCUGCGGACGGUCCGGGAAUCAGCAUGUUUUUACAUGAGUAGCAUGCGUGUUUUUACAGUGGUGCCUCGCAAGACGAAAUUAAUCCGUUCCGCGAGUCUCUUCGUCUAGCGGUUUUUUCGUCUUGCGAAGCAACCCUAUUAGCGGCUUAGCGGAUUAGCGCUAUUAGCGGUUUAGCGGCUAUUAGCGGCUUAGCGGCUAAAAGGCUAUUAGCGGCUUAGCGGCUUAGAAAAAGGGGGGGAAGCGAAAAAAAUCUCAAGACUCGCAAGACAUUUUUGUCUUGCGAAGCAAGCCCAUAGGGAAAUUCGUCCAGCGAAGCGCAUCGAAAAACGGAAAACCCUUUCGUCUAGCGGGUUUUUUGUCUUGCGAGGCAUUCGUCUUGCGGGGCACCACUGUAUUUAAAAUGCAUCUCUGGUUAUUUGUAGGGCAUAGGAAUUCGUUCAUUUACCCAAAAAAUAUAUAUAUUCCAGCCCCCCACAAGGUCUGAGAGACAGUGGACUGGCCCCCUGCUGAAAAAGUUUGCUGACCCCUGCACUACAUGCUUCCCUCCCCCAAAAAAAACAUGAAUAGGGAAAAACAACAUUAGAAGUGAUCCUUGGUGUCAAGUGAAGCUGUCAAAAUUUCCACACAGCUCUUGAGUAGCACUAUACUCAAUGAUACUUUGAACAGAACUUUGACAGUGAUAUGCCACUGAAUUUCAGGUGUAGGGGAUGUUAGGAGAGAGCUCUUUAAUGUCCUGCAUGCGGGUUUCCAAAGGCAUCUGGUUGGUUACAGUUUUAUGUACAUAAAAUGUUUUCUCCGGGAAAACUAAGAACAGACCAAAGGCCUGCUGAAGUGGCCUCCCAUGUGACUACGGGAAGCCCACAAGCAGGACGUAAGUGCAAUAGCCUUCUCCUGCUAUUCGUCCUCUGAGAGAGACUAGUAUCCAGAUGCAAUGUGUCUCUGUUCCCAUAGUUUAGGGCUGGACGAUAUCAGCUUUUCAACACUGCAAUGUGUCGCCAGCCAAACACUGUGGUUUGGUGGUAUACUGCAAUGUUGAAAAAACAUUCUGCAUUGGCCUCUGCCCGCAAUACACCAGGUGAAACUUUUCCAGCUCUCACCUCAAGAGCUGAGGUGGUUUCACCCAGGCUUGUACGAGUCUGGGACAAUGCAGGUCUCUCCAUUGUAUGAAGGCAAAUUGGGAUGGUGGUUUCACUCUUGGCAAGGAACUAAAAGCGCCACUGGCCAACUGGAGGGGGUCUUGCAGGGCUGCGGCAAUGGAGCCAGUUUUUGGCCUGCGACCUUAGGGGCCAACCCCUAAAUACACUCCUGACUUGACCUGACUAGAACAAAUUAUAUUGAAAGAGAAACAGGCAUUCCCCUUUUGCUUUAUACUUUUUUAAGCAGUCUUAAGUUGGUGAGUAUCAGCACAUCUUUGUGUUAAUACAUUCCAUAGUUUAAUUGUAUGCUGUCUCCAUCCUGAAUCUCCCACCAUUCAACAUGACUGGACAACUCUGGGUUCCACCAAUACAAAAGACACAGAAAUGUUGCUCUAAAAAAGGUCUGACUCAGCAUAAGGUAGCUCCUUCUGUUCAUGUGUAGUUUUUCUGUAACCUAGUAAACACUGUUUUCUCACUGUGCCAAUUAUAGGCAAGUAUUGGGCAUCAUUUUUCUUUUAUUUCUGUAGCUAAAUUAUACUUUGCAUUCUCCCUUCACUUUCAGAGGCACCAUGCCUUCUGAAUGUGUUACCGGGAAUCACAAGUGCGAAUUACCAGAGGCAUCUUAAGUGGCCACUACAAAAACAGGAUGGACUAGAUUAACCUUUGGCCUCAUA
Messenger RNA from Podarcis lilfordi (Lilford's wall lizard), 7656 nucleotides. The record is from the annotation of a GenBank genome assembly. NCBI's taxonomy places the organism in Eukaryota, Metazoa, Chordata, Lepidosauria, Squamata, Lacertidae.